Messenger RNA from Thamnophis elegans (Western terrestrial garter snake), 2743 nucleotides. RefSeq names its product neoverrucotoxin subunit beta-like. Bases 224 to 2356 code for a protein of 710 amino acids. NCBI's taxonomy places the organism in Eukaryota, Metazoa, Chordata, Lepidosauria, Squamata, Natricidae. The record is from RefSeq and is a predicted model, not a curated record. Gene Ontology annotation, molecular function: protein binding. The transcript has 3 exons.
GCACAGGGGUGUGGCGACUCCGUGGCUUCCUGCGAGGGCUGGCUUGUGAUUACACGCCUUGGCUCGUCACGUCGCAGAAAAGUGUCUCUCCAAGUGUCGUUGCUCCUUUGUAAGGUUGGAAGUUCUCAGUUCCGACAUCAGACCCUCUUGAGCUGUACAGGUUGCAGUUUCCCCGACUCAGGACAGCAGAAGCAUCACCGACGCAUAGGAGCUGAGCAUAGUCAUGUCAGAAGACAUCGUUGAGACCCCUGCCCUGGGCCGCCCAUUCCAGCUGGGGAUGCUGUACGACUGUCGCAAGGAUUUGCUCAUCCUAGGAAAGACCCUUUGGGACCGCAGCUCUCUUCAGAAGGACCUGAUCAUCGAGCCUCGGCCCAAGACAGCCACUGAAAUCAUUGCAUCUGACAGCAUAGAUGACAAGGCCUCCGCCCUGGACAUCUCAGCCUCCCUCAAGGCCAGUUUCCUGGGAGGGCUGGUUGAAGUGGGAGGGUCAGCCGAAUAUCUCCAGGACACCAAGAAGUCCAAGAAACAGGCCAGGGUCACCCUUCAGUACAAAACCACCACCAGGUAUGAACAGCUGACAAUGAGACACCUGGGAAUCCAGAAUGUCUCUUACCCAGCCAUCUUUGAGCAGGGCACAGCCACCCACGUGGUCACCGCCAUCCUCUAUGGAGCCCAGGCCUUUUUUGUCUUUGACCGAGAAGUUUCCUCAACAGAGACGGUGAAAAAUAUAGAAGGAAACCUCAAGUCUACACUCAUAGAGAAAAUACAUAUUGGAGCAGAGAUCCAGCUGACUGAGGAGGAGAAAGCAAAUGCUCUGAAGUUCAGAUGCAAGAUCCACGGAGACUUUUUUCUGGAAAGAAAUCUAAUCACUUUCCAAGAAGCUAUGAAAGUUUAUGCAAGUCUACCAAAAAUGUUAGGGAAAGAGAAGGCUGUUCCUAUACGGGUCUGGCUCUCCCCACUAACCACGUUGGACACCAGAGCAGCUAAGAUGGUCCGUGAGAUCAGUGUAGAGUUGGUCUUUGAUGCUGAAAAGAUCUUGGAGGAUCUCAAUGAAAUAGAGAUGCAAAGCAAUGAUCUAAUCAACGAUCCCAUUGCUGAGACCUUCCCUGAGAUCAAGAGGAAGAUCCAGAACUUCAAGGAUCUCUGCAGGCAACACAGGCAGACUUUCCAGAAACAGCUGGCCACAGUGUUGCCUUCCAUCCGAGGAGGAGAGCUGGAGGAAAGGACCCUGGUGAACAUCUUGAGGUCUGUCAAAGAGUCACCCUUCAGAAGCCAAAUAGUAGGUAAAUUUAUGGACAACAAGGAAAGAGAAAUUGAGAUUGUCAGAUCUUAUCUGACUAAUCUAAGUAAAAUACAAGUUAUCUCAUCCAAGAACAAGCUGGAAGAAAUAGUUCUACACCCCCAGAAUGAAUAUGUGAUCUCCUUUGUAUUCACCUCUUUACAUAAAAAGGAGCCAAUUCUGUUGACCUUAAAGGACUGUCUUCAUGAGCGGUUCUUGCAACAAUCUUCUCGCACUAUUCCUGGGGUGAAAAAAGGCCUGGCUUGGUUUGAGGACAAGGAGACAACCCAUAAUGCUCGCCAAGCUGCCAAGUCCAUCAAGGACUAUUUCAGUAUCAACCAACCCAAUGAGAAGGUCCGCUUUGUUGUGGCCUCACUCCCAGAUGUGGACAACCCAGGAGCCUCAAUAUACCUUUAUGAAAAUGGAGAGCUGGUCAGCAAGAACUUUGAGUUGCCCUCAAAACCUCUUCCUCUCCUGAUCAGUGAACGGAGACAUGACAGCUUUCAGCUGAAGUUUCAGCCAGCGGAAUAUGGGAGGGCUGCCAUCUCCAGCUAUCUGGUAUGGUACAAGAUUACAGGGGAAGAAAACUGGAAAUCAGUGAGGGCAGAAGGCACCAGGAAAACUUUCCUAUUGAAAAAUCUGGCUCCAAACACAGAGUACCAGUUCAAGUACACUGCUUGUUGCAAACUGGGCCUUAGUGAAACCAGUGACCUGAGUCCUCCCACAAAGACCCUUCCAACCAGCCCUCCUAGGGAAUUAAGAGAAACUGAGGCAACAUCUUCUACCAUCUCUGUGGCCUGGAACCGUCCCAGCAUCGUCGCUUCAGGAGUUAAGGUCAAGGAGUACAAGGUGGAGUACAGAACGGUGGAGGCUGAUAUUGAAAGGGACCCGUGGAUUGAAGUAAAGGCCCAUUGGUUUUGGUAUCAGCUUGAAGGUCUGACGUACCAGACGGCAUAUAGAAUACGGGUGUCAGCCGUGUGUAAUAAUGGAGUUCUGAGUGUUCCCAGUGAGGAGGUGACGAUCUCCACAUCACAUUUUCUGAAUUUUCAGUGGCUGUGGGGUUGUUCUAUCGUGUGAUGCUGUAAUGGUAUCCUAUUUUCUUCACUACCUGUCAGCCUCUCUAUCGCUAGCUUGCUAUCAGCUGCCAUAGUAACGGGGGGGAGGGGUUUCGGUAUUUGGGAGGGGAAACGUGCUGGUGGAGAUGUCUCUAAAUGAAAAGGGAGUUUCGCUCUCUGCGCAUGCUGAAUGGGCUUGUUUAGGCCUGGUCAAGGUCAACCGUCUCUGCGUACCAGAUGGGUGAAGCCACCUGGAGAUGCACCCCACGUGACACCAUUGGGCGUUGGAGAUUGGACAUUCAGCUUGGGGUUGUUGGUGGGGGAGGGAUUUGGGUAAACUUUUGAUAUGUAAAACUGCACGCCUUUAGCCGCAGACCUUGCUUUACUUUCGUUGCUAUCAGUUCAUAUC